UUUUAAUGGCCGCCGUUCAUCCGGUCCACGCGGUUUGCUGUCUCCUCAGUUUUUUUUUCAUAUUUUAAUAGUGAAAAUUAUCCACGUACGGAUACAUAUUAAGUAAAUAUAUUAAUCCGUCAUAAUAAUUAAAAUUAUUAUUGAGCUUCCAGUUAUUAAUUAAUGGUGAUUAAAGUUAUUUAAUAAUCAUGGCUAGAUACGGACAACGUCCUGAAAAUGCACUUAAACGUGCCAAUGAAUUUAUUGAAGUAGGUAAACCAGCUCGUGCAUUAGAUACCCUCCAAGAAGUAUUCCGUAAUAAAAAAUGGACAUACAGUUGGUCGGAAUCGGUUUUAGAACCGAUCAUGUUCAAGUAUCUCGAUCUAUGUGUCGAGUUAAAAAAAUCUCACAUCGCAAAAGAAGGUCUAUUUCAAUACCGUAAUAUGUUUCAAUCAGUAAAUGUCGGUAGUUUAGAAAAUGUUAUCCGCGGUUAUUUACGUAUGGCUGAAGAAAAAACCGAAGCAGCUCGUAAGCAAAGUCAACAAGCGGUGAUCGAUAUCGACGAUCUAGACAAUUUAGCAACACCCGAAAGUAUUUUACUAUCAGCAGUAAGUGGUGAAGAUGCACAAGAUCGUAGUGAUCGUACUAUUUUGACACCGUGGGUUAAAUUUUUAUGGGAAUCUUACUGUCAAUGUCUUGAAUUAUUGCGUACAAAUGCUCAUGUUGAAACACUUUAUCAUGACAUAGCUCGUAUGGCAUUUCAGUUUUGUCUAGAAUACAAUCGUAAGACCGAAUUUCGUAAACUCUGUGAAAAAUUACGUAAACAUCUUGAAGAAAUUUGUAAAUUACCCCAAUUAGUAUCAAACGUAUCAAUGAAUAAAGCCGAAACACAGCAAUUAAAUUUAGAAACACGUUUAAUUCAACUUGAUUCCGCCAUACAAAUGGAACUGUGGCAAGAAGCAUACAAAGCAACUGAAGACAUUCACGGUCUUAUGAAUUUAUCUAAAAAACUUCCAGUACCAAAAACUAUGGCCAAUUAUUAUCAAAAAUUAGCAAUGGUAUUCUGGAAAGCCGGCAAUUACUUAUUCCAUGCUGCAGCAUUAUUCAAACUAUUACAAUUAUCUCGUGAAAUGAAAAAGAAUAUGUCAGCUGAAGAACAACAGCGUAUGGCUAAUCGCGUAUUAUUAGCAACGUUAUCAAUCCCAUUGCCAUCAGCGCAUCCCGAAUUUGAUCGUUUUAUUGAAACAGAUAAAAGCCCACUUGAAAAAGCUCAAAAAUUAGCAAUUUUACUCGGUCUGACCCAACCUCCAACUCGCGCAUCACUUUUACGUGACAUUGUUCGUAUGAAUGUUGUCAAUUUAGCAUCUCCCCAAUUACAAGAUUUGUAUUCAUGGUUAGAAGUUGACUUUCAUCCGUUAGAAUUGUGCUCACGUGUCCAAUCUGUAAUAACGACACUGCAAGUUGAUGAAUCGAGUGCAUUAGCUCAGUAUGUAACUGCGUUACAAGAUGUCACACUAGUACGUCUUAUUCAUCAGAUAUCACAAGUUUACCAGACGAUCCAAUUCGCACGUUUGAUUGAACUAGCCAAAUUUACAACAGAUUUUCACUUAGAACGUCUGUUAGUUGACUGCGUGCGUUACAAUGACAUGCAGAUACGCAUUGAUCAUGGAAAACGUUGCAUCCACUUUGGUGUUGAUUUGAGCGAAGCUCAACGCGAAGAUCAUCCAGAUGGUCCUGUACUUCAGGCAAUGCCGUCUGAACAAAUUCGCUGUCAAUUGGUUAAUAUUGCGACGGUAUUACAUCGUGCUAUUAAUAUAAUAUUCCCUAAUAAACGUAAGCAAGAACGUGAAAAAAUACGCGCUUCGAUGGUCACGUUGUACCAUGAAACUAAAAACAAAGAACAUCAUCGUGUACUUGAACGUCAAUAUAUUAUUGAACAGCGUAAAGAAUACAUUGAACGCGUUAACACAAUACGCGAAGAAGAAGAAAUGCGUCGUCAAGAAGAAUUACAUCGUCAGCAAAUGUUGGCUGAACAAAAACGUCUAGAGCAAGAACGUGAAGAACGUGAGCGUAAACGUCAGCAAAGUGAAAUACAACAGAUUAAAGAUCGUCAUUUGAAAGAGAAAAUGCAACAAAUAUCGCAAACAAGUCACGGGCAAAAGGUAUUGAAGAAGUUAGAUGAAGAUGAAAUUAAGAAAUUAGAUGCUGAACAAAUAGCGGCACGUGAAGCUGAAGAGUUACAAAAAGAAAGACGUGAAAUGCAACAAAAGUUGAAGUCACAGGAAAAAAAAGUCGAUUAUCUAGAGCGUGCUAAACGUAUUGAAGAAAUACCAUUGUUACAAAAAGCUGUUGAAGAAAAACAAGAAUUGGCUAAACAACAAUGGGAACAACAGGAACAGGAACUUAUUUUGGCAGCUAUUGAAGAACGUAAUCAAGCUGUCGCAACACGUGAACGUAUGUCACGAAUGAAAGAAGACGCUGACGCAUUUUUGGAUAAAAUAUUGGCGGAACGUAAGAGCGUUUAUUUGGAAAGGUUGAAAGAAUUUGAAGUCAAGUUUAAUGAAGAACGCGCUAAACGCCUGUUGGAACGUAAAAUUGCUAGGAAAGCUGAACGCAAAGCUAAAUGGGAACAGGAACGCGCUGAAGCUGCUGAGCGUAAACUCCAAGAAGAGCUGAGAAUUAAACAAGAAGAAGAAAGGAAACGUAUUGAAGAAGAACGCGCUUUGCGUGAGGAAGAAGAAAGAAUCAAACGCGCUGAAGAAGCUGCUAAAGAAGCCGAGCGUUUGGCCAAAUUGGAAAAACAAGCUGAAAUAAUACGAGCUAAAGAAGCUGAAAUUGAACGGAAACUUGAGGAAGAACGCAAACGAGAUAGCGAAGCUGAAACUUGGCGUCGUGGUGCUGGACUUAGAGAACGUGGAGGUGAUCGUAUGCGUGGUAGUGAUCGAAAUGAUCGUAAUGAACGUGAACCAAAAACGGAUGUUUCAUCGUGGCGUAGUGAAGCACGCGAUGAACCUAAACCACGUGAUGACAGAGAUGAUGAUCGUGGUAAGAAACGAAUUGAAAGGCAGGAUGAUGCUAAAUGGGAUCGAUUUUCUAAAGAUAAAGACCGCGAACCCAAGGAUUCGAGAGAUUCGAGAGAUAUGAGAGAUAUUAGAGAUAUGAGAGAUAACAGAGACUCGAAUACGAGAGGCGCGAGAUUUGAAAAACCUAGAGGAGGUAGUGAAAUGAGCACUGGUAGUUGGAGACGUGGAGGCGAUGAUAGGAAAGAUGAUAAGAAGGAUGAAAGAAUUGAACGUCCUGGUCCAAGACGUAUGGACAUGCAAAGACCACGUGACCGCGAUGAUGAGAGACCUAGAUACCAGAAAUCUUCGGGAUCAAACGAUUGGCGCAAUAGGAACAUUGAUGAUUCACCAAGAGAUCUGCCUAAACGUGAUGAUAAAGAAGAUCGUGAUCGUAGAGAAGAUAAAUACAAACGUGAAGAAAAAAAUGAAAACCAAGAAGAUGAAGGUUGGUCCAAAGUAAGCAGCAAACGUUAAAAUAAUUAAUCAUUUAUCGAAUAAUAAUCUACUGGAUUAUCAGUUUUGCCACAAGGUUUAAUAUGAACCUCAUUUUUAUUAGCAAAAAAAAAUAAAAAAUAAUAAAAAAAAUGAAACAAAUAAAUAAAUGAAAAAUAUAAACUAUUUCAUUGAUAAUUAAAUUAAGAUUUUUCACAUUAAUAUUUUUUUUAAAAUGCUAAUUAAAAAUAUUUAAAUGGCUUCAAUUUUCUCGAGUCAUUUUUUACCUUAAGAUAUUGUACAAUAAGUGAAAUUACGUUUUUUUAGAUUUCUUUUGAGUUUUAGUAUUUUUUAUUUUAAAAUAAUAGGAAGAAUAAUUACAAAUAAAAA
This is a messenger RNA of Microplitis demolitor, 3863 nucleotides long. RefSeq names its product eukaryotic translation initiation factor 3 subunit A (gene eIF3a). Gene Ontology annotation, biological process: translation reinitiation; formation of cytoplasmic translation initiation complex. Lineage: Eukaryota; Metazoa; Arthropoda; Insecta; Hymenoptera; Braconidae. Gene Ontology annotation, molecular function: mRNA binding; translation initiation factor activity. The record is from RefSeq and is a predicted model, not a curated record. Bases 189 to 3515 code for a protein of 1108 amino acids. The transcript is spliced from 3 exons. Gene Ontology annotation, cellular component: multi-eIF complex; eukaryotic translation initiation factor 3 complex, eIF3e; eukaryotic translation initiation factor 3 complex, eIF3m.